Rhinolophus ferrumequinum (greater horseshoe bat) is the source of this 1005-nucleotide messenger RNA. RefSeq names its product charged multivesicular body protein 4C (gene CHMP4C). The coding region runs from base 182 to 895 and encodes 237 amino acids. The record is from RefSeq and is a predicted model, not a curated record. Gene Ontology annotation, cellular component: cytoplasmic side of plasma membrane; multivesicular body; ESCRT III complex. NCBI's taxonomy places the organism in Eukaryota, Metazoa, Chordata, Mammalia, Chiroptera, Rhinolophidae. The transcript has 5 exons. Gene Ontology annotation, biological process: late endosome to vacuole transport via multivesicular body sorting pathway; vesicle budding from membrane.
AGCGCCCUCCCCUCCCGGCCAAGCCGAGGGCGGGGCGCUGGCGCCAGGAAAUGCCCAGGAGUGUGUGUCACCUGCCCCGACGACUUGUUGAUUCCCAGGAGCGCCGCCUUCUAGGUUGGGACCUGGAGACUGGAGGACGGUCUCGCUGCCCGUCCCCCAGGCGGCCCCCAGCUCCACAGACAUGAGCAAGUUGGGCAAAUUCUUUAAAGGGGGAGGCUCUUCUAAGAGCCGAGCCGCUCCCAGCCCCCAGGAGGCUCUGGCCCGACUCCGAGAGACUGAAGAGAUGCUGGGCAAGAAGCAGGAGUACCUGGAAAAUCGAAUCCAGAGGGAACUCUCCCUGGCCAGGAAGCACGGCACGCAGAAUAAGCGAGCUGCUUUACAGGCACUAAAGAGAAAGAAGAGGUUUGAGAAGCAGCUCACUCAGAUUGACGGCACGCUGUCCACUAUCGAGUUCCAGAGAGAGGCCCUGGAGAACUCGCACACCAACACCGAAGUGCUGAAGAACAUGGGUUAUGCGGCCAAAGCCAUGAAAUCCGUCCACGACAACAUGGAUCUGAACAAGAUAGAUGAUUUGAUGCAAGAGAUCACGGAGCAACAGGAUGUUGCCCAAGAAAUCUCAGAAGCAUUUUCUCAACGGGUUGGAUUUGGCGAUGACUUUGAUGAGGAUGAAUUGAUGGCAGAACUUGAAGAAUUGGAGCAGGAAGAAUUAAAUAAGAAGAUGACAAGUAUCCGACUUCCAAAUGUGCCGUCUUCGUCCCUCCCAGCUCAGCCUGACAGAACACCAGGCAGAAUGCAGGGUCUGUCCUCCACUGUACAGCGUUCCCGAGCAGCAUCUUCCAGGAGGGCAGAGGAAGAGGAGGAUGAUAUCAAACACUUGGCGGCUUGGGCUACUUAAAUUAAAACGGAAUUUUUGGACACCUAUGUUAAUGAGAUGUACAGAGGACAUAAAAAAAAAAUGUUUUUGCCAAGUUCAGAAGUUAACAAAGACCCUGUUUUGUAUUUACA